This is a messenger RNA of Xylona heveae TC161, 1500 nucleotides long. Its product is annotated as histone acetyltransferase GCN5. Lineage: Eukaryota; Fungi; Ascomycota; Xylonomycetes; Xylonales; Xylonaceae. The record is from RefSeq and is a predicted model, not a curated record. Gene Ontology annotation, biological process: chromatin remodeling; positive regulation of transcription by RNA polymerase II. Gene Ontology annotation, molecular function: protein binding; histone H3 acetyltransferase activity. Bases 64 to 1260 code for a protein of 398 amino acids. Gene Ontology annotation, cellular component: histone acetyltransferase complex. The transcript is spliced from 6 exons.
CCGUACAGUCCAGCUUUGAAACCCAGGACCUGGCAUUUUUAAUCAUUUUACAGAUCGAAUAUCAUGACCAAUCUCAAAGACGAGAAUAACAAACGCAAGGCCUCAGAGGACCUUGAAUCCACCGUCGCCAAUAAACGUGUCAAAGACUCUCAUGAAGAUUCAGAAGAGGGUGAAAAGAAGCCACUCAAAGUGGUGCCAUUUCCAGAAAAGCCCGCUGUCAUCGAAGAACGCAAUGGCGAAAUCGAGUUCAGAGUUGUCAACAAUGAUAAUGAGCGCGAGAGUUUGAUCAUCUUGACUGGUCUUAAAUGUAUCUUCCAGAAACAACUCCCAAAAAUGCCGAAGGACUAUAUCGCGCGACUGGUUUAUGAUCGUACCCAUUUGUCCAUUGCUAUCGUCAAGAAGCCACUAGAAGUAGUGGGGGGUAUCACGUAUCGACCAUUCAAAGGCCGGCAAUUUGCCGAAAUAGUCUUCUGCGCCAUCUCGUCGGACCAGCAAGUCAAAGGGUACGGUGCCCAUUUGAUGUCACAUUUAAAGGACUACGUAAAAGCAACAUCUGACGUCAUGCACUUCUUGACUUAUGCGGACAAUUAUGCUAUUGGAUACUUCAAAAAGCAGGGUUUCACGAAAGAAAUAACUCUGGAAAGGCAGCGCUGGAUGGGCUAUAUCAAAGAUUAUGAAGGUGGAACGAUUAUGCAAUGCACAAUGGUGCCGAAGAUUCGGUACCUUGAAGUCGGACGGAUGCUUUUGAAGCAAAAGGAGGCCGUUCACGCAAAGAUUCGGGCAUUCAGCAAGAGCCAUAUCGUGCACCAACCACCAAAGGAAUGGAAAAAUGGCGUCUGCAAGAUUGAACCGAUGAGUAUUGAUGCCAUUAGAGAGUCCGGAUGGUCUCCAGACAUGGACGAGCUAGCCCGUCAGCCGCGCCAUGGCCCCAAUUACAACCAGCUCCUUCAUCUACUCAAUAAUAUGCAAAACCAAGGAUUUGCUUGGCCGUUCACACAGCCGGUUAAUAAGGAUGAAGUCGUCGACUACUACGAUGUCAUUAAGGAACCCAUGGACUUAUCUACGAUGGAGGAAAAGCAUGAGAAGGACAUGUACCCAACUCCUGAAGACUUCAUACGGGAUGCGAAGCUCAUCUUUGAUAACUGUCGACGGUAUAACAAUGAGCAUACUCCGUAUGCAAAGAGCGCAAACAAGCUCGAGAAGUACAUGUAUCAACAGAUCAGAGGCAUUCCUGAAUGGGCUCACCUGGCGGAGCAAUAGCCUCAAACGUAUUACGCUGUAAUGAUCAAAUAAUGAAUUGGAGGGCGUUUUGUUGAAAUUUCAAAUCGCACUCAACUUUUACGGGUCGAGAAAGGCGUUUGGUCUUGUUUUUGGGAGCACGCUCUUGGACAAUGAGCACCUAAAAUUAGCAAAUCUUCUUGAAUAUUUGCAGCGUUUUGGGGUAUUGAAUAGCAUUGAUGAGCGAUUUUCGAUAAUAUGAUACGAGGAAUUUAACCCAUG